Calliphora vicina (urban bluebottle blowfly) is the source of this 1008-nucleotide messenger RNA. RefSeq names its product heparan sulfate 2-O-sulfotransferase pipe-like. The transcript has 4 exons. Gene Ontology annotation, cellular component: membrane. Gene Ontology annotation, molecular function: sulfotransferase activity. The record is from RefSeq and is a predicted model, not a curated record. Lineage: Eukaryota; Metazoa; Arthropoda; Insecta; Diptera; Calliphoridae. Bases 1 to 1008 code for a protein of 335 amino acids.
AUGGCUUACAGCACUGGAGAAUCUCUAAGAUCUCCUCCGGGCUAUAUGACACAGCUGCUUUAUACCCUCAAUGCGGAUUUGCUAAAUAAUACCAAAAAAUCCGAGGUGGAUAUAUUAUUCUACAAUCGUGUACCCAAAACGGGCAGCAUGCAAUUGAUAGCGUUAAUGCAAAAAUUGGGUAAAGUGCACGAUUAUGAGGUUGAAGUUGAUCCCAAUAAUGGCGGCAUCAGACCCUCACUCGACGAGCAGGAAGAAGAGAAUACCAUUGAGAAUAUUAGUAAUUUGGAGGAUGGCAUGGCUUUUGUAUCGCACAUGAAUUAUUUAAAUUUUACGGAAUACGAACAACCACGUCCCAUCUACAUUAAUAUGGUUAGAGAUCCGGUGGAAAGAAUUAUUAGCUGGUAUUAUUAUAUACGUUCACCCUGGAUUUUUGUGCCUGGUCGUAGGAAGAAUAAGAGAAAAAUGCCCAAUCCCCAGUGGGUUAAUACGGAAUUCGAUCAGUGUGUUAUGAAAAAGGAAAAAGUGUGUACGUUUAUAGAGGGAUCCGGUUUGGAAAAGGUUGGUGAUCAUCGGAGACAAACGCUAUUCUUUUGCGGCAAUAAUGCCAAGAAAUGCAUGCCCUUCAAUGCUAAGCUACCUUUACAAAUGGCCAAACGCGCUGUGGAAAGGGAAUAUGCAGUGGUGGGCACUUGGGAGGAUACCAAUAUUACCUUAAGCGUUUUGGAAAACUAUGUGCCCCGUUAUUUCAAAGGAGCCACUAAAAUGUAUUACAAUGGUUUAAAUAACGAUAUCCAAAACAGUAAUCCCUUCAAGCCUCACAUUAGUGAGGAAAUUAAACAAAUGGUGCGCCAGAAUUUUACACGCGAAAUUGAGUUCUAUCAAUUUUGUAGACAACGUUUGCACAAACAAUAUUUGGCUUUGAAAAAGAAUGAUUUAAAACAGCUGGCCAUUAAGGAAGAUGAAGAGAAAAUGACAUUUUUAAAAAAGGCUUUAUCGAAAUUGCAUUAA